AUGACAAAUGAUCUAACAAAGAAUAAGUCUAUUGGAUAAUAUCUAUUUGGUAAAGAAUAAAUAAUAAAUUAAAAAAGGAAAAACUUUAGGAGAAGGAACUUUUGGGAAAGUAAAAUUAGCAACACAUAUAAUGACAGGAGAGAAAGUAGCUAUAAAAAUAUUGGAGAAGUAAAGGAUAGCUGAUGCUUCUGAUGUUGAAAGAGUAACAAGAGAGAUUCAAAUUUUGAAAUAAGUUCGACAUCCUAACUUAGUAUAAUUAUAUGAAGUAUUAUUGGGUUCUUAUCAGAUAAUAGAAACACCGAAAUAAUUAUUUUUAGUGAUGGAAUAUGUUAAUGGUGGUGAACUUUUUGAGUAUAUAGUACAAAAUUAGAGAAUAAAAGAUGUUGAGGCUGUUCGAUUCUACAGUUAAUUAAUAUCUGGAAUAGAGUAUUUGCACAAAUUGCAUAUAGUGCAUAGAGAUUUAAAACCAGAAAAUUUGAUUCUUGAUGGAAGAGGAAAAAUAAAGAUUAUAGAUUUUGGAUUGUCUAAUUUUUAUAAAUAAGAUGAUCUGUUGAAAACAGCUUGUGGAUCACCUUGUUAUGCUGCUCCAGAAAUGAUAGCUGGAAAAAGAUAUUAAGGACUUUAAGUUGAUAUUUGGAGUUCAGGAGUGAUUCUUUUUGCAAUGUUAGCAGGAUAUCUUCCUUUUGAAGAUACUAAUACAACAUAAUUAUAUAAGAAAAUAAUAUCAGGGGAUUUCAAAUUUCCUAAAUACAUUACAAAUGAUGCAAAAGACCUAGUUAAAAAUAUAUUAAAUACUGAUCCAUAAAAAAGAUAUACAAUACUUGAAAUAAGAAAACAUAGUUGGCUUAAUUUUUGUAUAACUUUAAUCUUAUCAAGUUUUAAAAAGACAAUUAAAAAAUACCAACUGGAAUCAUUGUUGGUCAUCAUAAAAUUCCUAUUGAUCCAGAAAUAUUAAAAUAAUUGAUUCAGUAUGGAAUUUCUGCUGAAUAUGCUGAGAAAUGUAUUGAAACUAAUAGACACAAUCAUAUAACAACAACAUAUUAUCUAUUACUUAAAAAAUAUAUUGUUGCUGGAAAUAAAUCAAUUGCAGGUUCAUAUUCAAAAUUUUAUAUUUAGAUAUCAGUUCUGAAAUAUUUGAACCAUAAAGAAUUUCUAUUAGACAAACAACCUAAACUGAUAGAAGAUAAACUAAUCCAACUAAUCCAUUACCAUUGAUAUAAAGAUAAAGUACAUAAUUAAUAAUAUUUAGGUCGACAUAAUAAUACUAUGCUCAUGGAAGAUUCUCUAAUAGAUACAAAACCUAGAUUGAACAAUUCAGUUAAUACUUAAAACACUAUCUUGUAAUAAUCUCCUACUAUCAUGAAUUAAUCAGUUGAUGUGCGAAGGAAAAUAACUUUAGAUUUUUAAUAAACUAAUGUGUUAGAUGGAAGUUAAUUAUAGUAAUCAAAUGAUAUUAAAGUUCUAAAAUUAAAGACUCCUGUCAAUAGAAAUUAUAUAUUAUCAGAAUAUUAUGGCAGAUUUCCUAGAAAAUCUAGAAAUCAAGAUAGAUAAUCAUCAAUUGAUAAAGACCAAUCUUAUUAUUAAACAUUUUAUAAAGGAACUUCUGUCCCAAAAAAAUGA
This is a messenger RNA of Paramecium pentaurelia, 1620 nucleotides long. Lineage: Eukaryota; Ciliophora; Oligohymenophorea; Peniculida; Parameciidae. The record is from the annotation of a GenBank genome assembly.